Molecule: messenger RNA, 685 nt
Organism: Drosophila suzukii
Lineage: Eukaryota; Metazoa; Arthropoda; Insecta; Diptera; Drosophilidae
Product: protein Mabiki
Source: RefSeq, a predicted model, not a curated record
AGCAAACACAUCAUACUCCGUGACCUCUAUCAAUUAGCCAAUUGAACAAUGGAGAACUAUAGCCACAAGAAAUUCACUGGAGCCCUGAAGCGAAAGCGCAGCCAGGAUGCGGACUCCGAUGACGAUGUGGUCUUCAUCAUGGAGCAGCCGGGCCAGCGGACUCCGGAGCAGCCACAGCCGAAGCGUCGCUUCUUCCGUCCCUGGACGGAUGAGUCCGCCGAGAAGGAGCAGCCACAGCCGCCUCGCAAGAUUGAGGCCAGAGCAACACCACCACCAGAUGCCACCUAUCACGCCAACAUGGUGCGCAACCAUCACAAGCGCCGCCAACGCAGCCCCCAGGAGCAACUGCGUCGGGAUCGGAACACCUUGGCCAGCCUGCGCCACCGUCGCUCCCAGCAGCAACAGCAGCAGCUCAUCGAACAGCAGUACUUGACCAGCCGUAUCCAGCACGAGGCCCAUCUGCAGCAGCAGAUUCGCCUGAGCCUCUACUACGUGCGCUUCCUGCAGCAAUCGAUGGCUUCCAUGCAGCCUCUGCCUCCCACACAGCCAAAGCAGAUGAUCCCGCCCCAACAGACCACCACCCAGCAUCCUUGAAGGGUGGACAUUAUCGUAGAACCCCGACCAGGCGCUGUCCACGCGCUUUAAAUUAUUGUAACCUAGUCGUAUAGCAUUGUGAUCACUUUGA